This is a messenger RNA of Uloborus diversus, 885 nucleotides long. Its product is annotated as m7GpppX diphosphatase-like. Gene Ontology annotation, biological process: deadenylation-dependent decapping of nuclear-transcribed mRNA. Gene Ontology annotation, cellular component: nucleus; P-body. Gene Ontology annotation, molecular function: RNA 7-methylguanosine cap binding; hydrolase activity. NCBI's taxonomy places the organism in Eukaryota, Metazoa, Arthropoda, Arachnida, Araneae, Uloboridae. The record is from RefSeq and is a predicted model, not a curated record.
UUGACCGACGUGUUUUUUUAUAUGAUUGUUUCUUGACUGUGAACUAUGACCGUGGUAAGAUAGCUGGUGUUCGGUUUUUCUUUCUUGUUGUUUUCAACUUUUCGUGACAUUCGAGAGUAAUUAACAAAAUACAACGCGGAUUAUAAACAAUAGUGACCACUUCAUUUUGAAAUGGCUGUUGAUUUAACAACGGGUUCAUAUGAUGAGGAGGGAAUAUUCAGUAAACAUGGUGACGUUUCUAAGAUAUCUGAUGCAUCGAGCGACAAUGGCAAUUUUUGUUCCUUAAGAAAUUUUCGCUUACUGAGAAUUAUUAAGGAAUGCCCUGAAAACAAAUGUCUUAUUGUCGAAGGUCAUUUUUCUGGUGAUGAUAAACCAGUUAUAGUUGUGGUUGAAAAAAUGCCAUUUGAUGCCAGGGACAUACCAAAAUUACUGUCUCCACAAUCCCGACUGGAGCUUAAAUUUAGAAACAACAUCUACGCAAAUUAUGCAGUAUUUCCCCAAAAUGGAUUCAAUGGGAUCAACAUAAAAGUGAUAUAUCCUGCUUGUGAUGAAGAUUUUGAAAAGUAUGUUGACCAACCCCUUGUAAUGGUACAAGAAACUGUUGAUUUUUUCAGAUCAACUGUUGAACCUUACUUUGAAAAUUUAUCAAGAAGACAGAAUUACAAUAACAUGGUCAGCAGUCCUGAUUUCAAAGAGAAAAUUUUGUAUACAGACUCAGAUGCAGAAGUUGGUUUUAUACUUUUUGAAGAGAAGGUGGAAAAUUGUUCCUGUUCUACAAAGCAUAUAAAGGCUGUGUCAGUCUUAAAGAAAAAAGAAGUUUUAAGCCUAAGAGAUCUUUCCCAUGAUGAUAUCCCUUUACUUCAAAACAUGCAAGAAAAAUGUUUG